AUCUGGUUCCACCUGACUGAAGUCAUGAAUAAUUAAAGCAGGCAUUAUUAUUUCGAGCUAGCGCAACUGGCUUGGCAAUAACAAGCAGUUUAGCUACAGCAUCGCCUGCUAAGUGGUCCAACAUGGAGAGAGGAUGUUAUUUUACCACGUUGGCAACUUAUACUUGUGUGGGUUUCUCAGAAAUGAAGUUGUGCCCCUCCACUUCCCAGAUGUACCGCCCCAGUGUCAGUGUGUGGACAGACUACAUCUUCUAGAGGACAACAACCGAGCCCUGAAACUCAAGCCUGGGACCUUCAGCCAACACAGGCUACAGCACAAACUCCUGGAGAAUGAGCUUCAAGAUGUUCUCAAGGAGAAAAAGCACUUGAGUCACCACUUGUUCAACAAUAGCAAAAAGCCAGUCCAAAAUGAGCAGGUGAAGUCAGAGUAUGAGCAGCUCAAAGAGACCCUCGGUGCUGUGACUCAGGAGAGAGAUUCAGCCCUGCGGGAGAAGACCCAGCUCCAAGGCAAACUGGAGAACCUAGAGCAGGUGCUAAAGCAUAUGCGUGAGGCUGCAGAGCGGAGGCAGCAGCUAGAGUUGGAGCAUGAACAAGCCUUGGCUGUACUCAAUGCAAAGCAGCAGGAGAUUGACCUUCUGCAGCAGGCUCAGGUUGAGGCUAAGAAGGAGCAUGAGGGAGCCGUCCAUCUGUUAGAGAACCACUUGGACAGCAUGCAGUUGAGGAGCAUUCCCCGCGCUUUGAACACAGUGCAGUUUUUGGCCAAAGUCCGAGAGCUGGAGGAGAAAUGUCGGACACAAAGUGAGCAGUUCAACCUCCUGUCCAAAGAGCUGGAGAAGUUCCGGCUACAGACUGGAAAGUUUGAUACCCUUGGCAGUGGCACCGAUCCCUUAACUGUGUGUGAAUCCCCUGGAUCGCCAAACAAAUCCCUCUCCCAGCUCUUCAACGGGCUGGCCGCCCCCACAGGGAAAGGCAAUGAGAGUCCGCUGAGCAGAUCUGUGAUCUCUGAGUUCAUCCGACCGCUCCAGAUCUGUGGGGACAAGCCGGAGCUCGUGUCUGUAAAGCCAACAUUCCUCACCCGCAGCAGCAGCCGGGCCGACAGCUCUCAACGGGCCCUCCUCACUGAGAUGGACAAAGAACUAACCUCAACAACUAGGACCAAGAAGAGGUUCACAGGCAAGGUCCGUCUGUGCAUCGCCCGGUACAGUUAUAACCCCUGUAAUGGGCCCAAUGAGCAUCCUGAGGCAGAGCUCCCCCUGGUGGCAGGGAAGUACCUCUACGUGUAUGGGACCAUGGAUGAUGACGGCUUCUAUGAAGGAGAGCUGCUGGAUGGACAGCAGGGACUUGUCCCUUCCAACUUUGUGGACUUUGUUAAGGAUGAGAAGAUGCCCUCUGCUCAGCACAGGGACGGGGCCAAAGAGCCAGGCUACCUCAGUAGUAACCACAGCAGCCUGGGCUCCACAGGGCUGGGCAGCAUGGGCCUGAGCAGCAUCAGCAGCCUGCUGUCUGACAGUAAACUGGACCUGGGCCCUAGCCUAGAUAGAAACCUGGAGAGAAACCUUGAGAGAAACCUGGGGAGCAACCUCAGUUCCACUCUGGGUUCCACUCACGGUUCCACUCUGGGCAGCCACAUGGGUUCCACUCUGGGUUCCACUCACGGUUCCACUCUGGGCAGCCACAUGGGUUCCACUCUGGGUUCCACUCACGGUUCCACUCUGGGCAGCCACAUGGGUUCCACUCUGGGUUCCACUCACGGUUCCACUCUGGGCAGCCACAUGGGUUCCACUCUGGGUUCCACUCACGGUUCCAGUCACGGUUCCACUGGACUGGGUUCCAGUCUGAGCAGCACUCUGACCAGCCUGGGCAGCAGUAGUCUGGGCAUGGACUUCCUGGGCUCCAUGGGUUCCUGCAGCAACGGGACAGGGACCCUGGAUGUCAGCAUUGACGAGAUUGGUGAAAAUAUUGUGCCUUACCCUCGCCGUAUCAAUCUGAUCAAACAGCUGGCCAAGAGUGUGAUCGUGUGCUGGGACCCUCCGGUGGUGCCGCCCGGCUGGGGCUCCAUCAGUGGCUACAACGUCCUGGUGGACAAGGAGGUGAGGAUGAGCGUGCCCUUUGGGGGCAAGACAAAGUCGCUUAUCGAGAAACUUAACCUGGCCACCAAUACCUACCGCAUCUCGGUGCAGAGCAUCACAGAGCGGGGCCCGUCUGACGAGCUGCGCUGCACUCUACUGGUGGGGAAGGAUGUGGUGGUGGCUCCUUACUAUCUGAGGGUAGACAACAUCACACAGGUCUCUGCUGAGCUCUCCUGGCAGCCUAGCAACAGCAACUACAGCCACACCAUCUUCCUGAACGAUGUUGAGUAUGACAUGGUGAAGGCAGGGGCCUACAAGUACCAAUUCUUCCAACUGAAGCCCAUGACCGUUUACAAGGUGAAGGCCGUGGCGCGGACACACCAGAUACCUUGGCAGAUGCCCAUGGAGCACAGGGACAAGAGGGAGAUCUCUGUGGAGUUCUGCACCCAGCCUGCAGGUCCUCCCUUUCCUCCCCAGGAGGUGCAGGUCCAGUUGGGCCAGAACCCCGGGGUUCUGCAGGUGCGAUGGAAACCCCCCAUCCUCACCCCCACUGGAACCUCCAACGGAGCCAACGUGAUUGGCUAUGCCGUGUGCACAAAGGGACAAAAGAUAGCGGAGGUGAUGUACCCAACAGCUGACUAUGUGACAGUGGAGCUGAAUAGGAUCCAGUGUCUGGAGGCCAGGGAGAUCAUUGUCAGGACGUUAUCAGCACAAGGAGAGUCUCAGGAUUCCACCGUGGCCACCAUACCGCACAAUAUCCUGAGGCCUCCCCAUCACUCACCCCACCACCGCUCCCCUCCACACCCCCAUCCUAUGCCUCAACCCCAGCACCAUCAGCCACACACACAAACACACCCGCCAUACCCCCAGACCUACCCCCCAUCUCACCCCCAACCUCAGGUCCACCCUCUGCCUCGAUCCCAGCCCCACACCCUGCCUCAUGGUCAGCCUCUGCGCCACCCACUCCCUCACCCCCAGCCCCAACACCAGCCCUACCACGUGUCUAAGCCCAAUUUAGUAAGUGCCAGAGAGUCAGAAACCAAAGAGUAUGAGGCAGGCCUGCGGCCUGGCCCGCCCUGGGAACGCUCCCCUUCGCCCCUCCCUCCUACCAUGCGUGGACACACUUUGGAGCCGCCCCACUUCCAGGGGCGUCGUUCACCCUCUCCUCAGAGGAUCCUGCCCCAGCCUCAGGGAGCCCCCAUCCCCAACACCAUCGCCAAGGCCAUGGCCAGGGAAGCUGCACAGAGAGUGUUCGCUGAGAACAACCGGAUGGAGAAGAGGAACAUCUUCAGUGAGCGGAACGUGAACUCUGAUGAGGAGGAGGAUGGUUAUGUCUCUCCUCACACCAGGAGGAGAGGGGCCUCUGUGGACGAAUUCCUCAGAGGCUCUGAACUGGGAAGACAUGUACGGCACCACUACAGCCACAGUGAGGAGUACCAGACAGAGAGCAGCCGCGGCUCAGACCUGUCUGACAUCAUGGAGGAGGACGAGGAGGACCUGUACUCUGAGAUGCAGCUGGAGGAGGGCCGUCGGCGCAGCAUCAACUCUCACAACACUCUCAAGGCGUAUUACAGGCGUCAGGACCUAGGGGAGGAGAGGGACUGCUGGGACCUACAGAGGGAGGUGGUGAGACAGAAGUCCCUGCGUAGUAAACGCCUCCACAGCAUCCCUGAGGUUGCCGAGGACGAGCCCGACGGAGUGGAUGGGAUGGGUCAUCAUCAUCAGCGCCUGCGCUUUGACGACGAAGGCAGGCCUGGUACACCCUGCAUGCACCGCAGGAGCCCCCGUAUCUACCAGCAGAACCCCCACCAGCACAACCACCUCUCCCCCAGCAAGAACCACCGUCGCCUGCUGCAGCGCCAGCAUUCCUCUCCCCGCUAUGGCUGUAAUUUCGAGGAGCGCAGCCUGAACCGGCCCAGCCGGCAGACCACCAAGAGCCCUGACAGCGGCCUGGACUGUGGCAGUGAGGAGGAGGGCUCUUUGGGGUACCGGGGUUACCCCCACGGCAGCCCCAUGCGGGGUCCUGUCCACUACAUCCACUGUGAGGGGCCGGUAGAGCGACGGGCCCUGGCUGCAGGCAGGAAGAGGCAGCUGACACGGCAGUGCAGCAUGGAUGAGGACCACUGUGACAGCCCUAAGACAGGCCACCUGUCUGACCUGAGGAACAGGGAGGUGCACUACGGGCCAGGCCGGGAGUGGGAGAGGGAACCAGGGCACAGCCCCAGACGCUACCCCAGGGACGGAGCCCUGAGCGAGGGCAGGCUCCACCAGCUGGACAGGCCUUAUCAAAGGGACCUUAGGGCCAGCUAUGUGAACAGGCUCAACAGGGUCUCGGACCAGCCGCCGAUUAUAGGGAACUCCCCUUCCCAUGGAUGCUCCCAUGGCGACCGGCUGGACCAUUCAGGGAGGAGGCCUGUUCAUAGCGGCAACCCCCCACAGCGACGACCCAUGAUGGUUCCUUCCAUUGAGAUCACCAUGAUGGAGAGUAACAGUGAGGGGAGUGAGGGAAACCUCUCACCUGGCAAGGAGGAUGUUUACUAUCAUGGCAGUGUAGCUCGGCGGAGGAUAUGGCAUGACGAUGAUGAGUACGGUGGGCAAGACCGCGGGCAUGGCCGAGGGCGACGGUCGCCAGUGUACUAUGAGGAGUCGGGGCCAGAGGACCUGGCGCGUAUAUUUGUGGCCCUGUUUGACUACGACCCCCUGUCCAUGUCCCCCAACCCUGAUGCUGCUGACGAGGAGCUGCCCUUCAAAGAGGGCCAGAUCAUCAAGGUGUUUGGGGAUAAGGACACGGAUGGGUUCUACAGGGCAGAGAUCCGUGACCGCCCGGGUCUGAUCCCCUGUAACAUGGUGUCAGAGAUCCAGACUGAGGAUGAUGGGAUGAUGGACCAGCUACUCAAACAGGGCUUCCUCCCACUCAACACUCCUGUAGAGAAAUUAGUGAACUGCAACCGCUUCAAAGAUGGUCGCUCAAUAAACCGCAGGUCCCGAAAAUCCAAGCGAGAGAGGAACAGGCGGAGUGGGCGUCAGCACCCCUCGUCCACACGUAGAAUGGUGGCCCUGUAUGACUACGACCCCAGGGAGAGCUCCCCCAACGUGGAUGUGGAGACACAGUAUGGGAGAGACAGGCUGAAUGAGGCUGAACUGACAUUCUGUGCUGGUGACGUCAUAACAGUAUUUGGUGAAAUUGAUGAAGAUGGGUUUCAUUAUGGCGAGCUCAAUGGACACAAAGGUCUUGUUCCCUCCAACUUUCUAGAAGAAGUGCCUGAUGAUGUUGAGGUUUUUCUCACUGACACUCAGUCUCGAGAUUCUCGAUACCCGCAGGAUGCUGCAGCACGGAUAAAGACCAAAAGGGUUCCAUUGGAAAAAUCGGGUCUGCCCAGAAGAGCCGCCUCCCCCACAGUGCGCCAACACAUCCCUGGCUCUGGCCCUGCUACAGUGGGGCCUGGCAGUCCCAUCAGGAGCCCCUGCGACUUGUCCUCCAAAAAGAAAAAGGGACUGCUCUCCAAAGGGAAGAAACUAUUGAAAAGACUUGGCGCUGUAAAAUAACCCCUUCAAAUACUUGAAGUAUAUUACCAACCACAUAAUUCAUCUCCAACACUUCCAUUACUGUAAAUUCAGUCCUGUGAGAAGAAAAAGUGGUCAAAAUGUACAAAUCUGUUGUAUUCUAGAAACCUUAUUUAAAUUGCAGUAUGUAUUUUGAAUAUGGUUCAGGGACCUCAUAGUUUGAAAUUUAGUGUCAUAAGCCAACCUCUGGUCGUUUAUGUUUUGCUAUCUGAAGCAGAAGACUGCAACACGAUGGAUGAUUUGAAAUAGGUAUGUAGGUCUGUUUGAUGACGCUGUAGACCACAAUGUUCCUCAGAGUAAGAGGGGUUUAUACCAUUCUCUCUUUAGGGCUGAGAUCAAAGGAUAGGGCUCCGAAUGGCCAGUCAACAUCAUACUUGAUAAUACUGCUGGUGGCUCACCUUAACCAAACCUUCACAUUGUAGUACCCAUAUUGAUGCAAGGAAAAUAGCCGUUUUAGGGUCAGGCAGCUGAGGUCAUUUUAACUGUAUAGGAGGUUUGCAUGUUUUACCUAAACCAUAUCCAGAAUAAUAAUUCCCACCCAACCUUUGAAAGCACAUGCUAACUGAUGGCCUUUUCUAUCAGAACUCAAGGCUCAAUUUGCAUGCUUUGUCAGUGCAUUUUUAUGAUACCGUGUAUGAGCAAUAUUUGCUAAAUGAAUAGUAAAAAAAAAGAUUAACUUAAAACAAUAUUCAAUACAAACCUAAUUGUCACAUUCAUACUCAGUUCAAUUUGAGCCCAGGUACACAUUUGACUAGUCACCAACUUAGCACCUGAAGUCACGAUAUGUGCAGUGGUAAAAUAUGCAAAAUCUCCAGAAAGACUCGAGUCAGAUUGGUCUGGAGAGAAUUUGAUAAGCAAGUAUCAAUUCUUAACAGCAAGUGUCAGUUCUUCAGGCACACUGAAAUAACUCUGGACAAGGACAUUAGAUAGGGCAGGGUUUCAAGAUUCAGUAUAUUUUUGUUGUUGAAUUGUCAUGAAAUGCCUAGUUGAAACCAACCUCCAUGUAUUUGCCUUAUAAAUGCACAAUGGUUUGUAUUUUGUCCAGUGAGUGGAGCGUUAUGUCCUGUAUGCAUUCAAGUCAUUGCAUUACUUCUGAAAAUAUAUUUGUAAAUUAUGUUGAUCAAGACUAGUGAUGUGCAGUUUAUUACUUGUAAGAAUGUUUUUUGGAAGACCUACGCAUUAAAAUGACAUUCAAACGAAAUUCAAUACAAAAAAGUAAGGGGGGAAUGUAAAUGUGUAUUUACGUUUUAAUGUUUCACACUAUUUUGGCACAAAAAGACUAAUGAAAAAAAUAAGGCACUUUAUUUUGUUCUUCAUGUUAUACAUGCAAUGUAUUUACUGCAUUCACAAUCCCAUUUUGACACGUUUGUGUAUAAGACAAUGGAUGUGAAAGAAAUACAAUUGAAGGCCAGUUUAAUUAAUUGUUUCCAGGAUAAGUUGCAAUCAGCAGUUGGUAUUAUUUUUUGUUUCAAACUAAGUUUUGUAGAGUACACUACAAACUUGCAAUUCUUGGAAGCAGGAAAAUGUUUGACUUAUGACGGAGACUAGGUUUGAUUGAAUAACCAUCAGAUAAAAGCCCUAACAUAGAAAUUGUGAUUUCAACAAGACAAGUCUACCUCCAUAAUGACCCCUAUAAAUUCAACUACCGGUAAUUUGACUACAGGUUCACAGAAGUCAACUCUCCAUUUCAUAUAUUUGCAAAGGGUAGAAGUACUGUAUUUGUGUCAGCACCCAACUAGCACAGAGUAGUGAAUGUAUGAUUAAUUGAAAGCCAAUAUUUUAUUUAUCAAAACUAUCCGUAUGCAGAUGUCCAGCGUUCUAGUUUGUAUGUGAAAUGAAACCUUCCAUCUGUUAACUCCUUACAAUAUUUUGUUAAUCAUUUCAUCCUUCCAUUCACUUUAUCACAGCUUUUUCUGGACUACACUACUUUCAUGAGAUUUGAACUGAGACUGCCAAAAAAGAAUGUACAAAAAGCAUUCUGUACAACUUUCUGUACAAUUGUCGGUCAUUGCUUCUAUAUAUAUUGUUUUGACUGUUGCUCUUUUUGUACUUUGUCCAUUUGUAAAUUGUUUUUAAAUGUUUAUACUUGAUUUUCAGACUGCCUUUUUUGUACAUUAAAAUUUAUAAUCAAACAGUGGAAAGCUUUCCCCAUGGUGUCUUCAAAACCAUAAUGUUAAAAGUCUGCAAUUGUGUGCUAGCUUUAUGACAAAAAAUAUCAGCCUAUAUUGGUGGUUACAAAAUAUUGUGUGGGUGUGCAUGUGCAAAAAAACAAAACAAAUAAAUUUCAUAUUUUGUAA
Molecule: messenger RNA, 7929 nt
Organism: Salvelinus fontinalis (brook trout)
Lineage: Eukaryota; Metazoa; Chordata; Actinopteri; Salmoniformes; Salmonidae
Gene: rimbp2b
Product: RIMS binding protein 2b
Exons: 28
Coding region: 134-5614 (1826 amino acids)
Biological process (GO): neuromuscular synaptic transmission
Molecular function (GO): protein binding
Source: RefSeq, a predicted model, not a curated record